This is a messenger RNA of Paramecium pentaurelia, 2172 nucleotides long. NCBI's taxonomy places the organism in Eukaryota, Ciliophora, Oligohymenophorea, Peniculida, Parameciidae. The record is from the annotation of a GenBank genome assembly.
AUGAGCUAAGAAAAGUUUAAAAGAUAUAAGUUAAAUGUGUUUCAAAUAUAGAAAAACAAAAUGAAAUCUGAAGAAAGGGUUAUUGUAAACACAUCGUCAAAUUUUAAAGCACUCUCUCCCUAACAAUCUCCAAAGAUUAAUUCCAUUCUAAAUCGUACAAAACUAUCGCUGGAAAGAUCGCGAUCCUCACAUAGAAUGGAAAAUAUUAUAAUCUAAAAUAAAAAGAAGGUUUCCAAGAAUGAUAUAAACAAUUUCAAUAAAACUAAAGAUUUCUUUAAUGACAAUCCUAAUUUAUUAGAAGAAAUGAAAUAAGAUAUCAAUUUAUAGUUCUUAAAAGAAUGUAAAUCUAAUAACGCAGGAGCUUGUCUAUAACUAUUAGAACCUACUAUUGUUCAUUAGGUUUGUAAGUUUAUCAGUCUAAUUUUUUAGUAAAUAUUUCACCUUCAAUUCCUAUAAGAGCAGAUUUAAAGGCAAAUUUAAAUAUUUAAGAUGACAAUUAAAAUACUGCUUUACAUAUUGCAGUGAAAAAUGGGAACGUUUAAUUAGUCUAAGCAUUAAUUUACAAAUAAAUUAAUAUAGAUAUUGAAAAUUCAGAAAAGAUGACUUCAUUAAUACUGGCUAGUUAUCAGUAUAUUAUUUUAUUUUUAUUUUUAUAAGUGGAAAUCAAGAAAUAUUCUAGAUUUUAAUUAAUGCUGGAGCAUAAAUUAAUCAUUAAGACAUGUAUGGUAAUACAUCUCUACAUUAUGCUUGUAAAUUUAAUCGCAAAGAAAUUGUAACUAUUAUACUUAAACAUCCAAAUCUCAUUUUUAAAUCAAAUAAUGACUAAAAAUAUCCUGAUUAUUAUGUUCAUGAUUCUGAAAUCAUUCAAUUAUUUACUCAAUUUUAAUUAGAACAUUCAAAAUAAAGUAAUAUCAUUAAAAAUUAAGAUAGAAAAAAAAACAAAGGAAGUUUAAAUACAAAAUAUAUAAAUGGAAUAUUAUUGUAAAUCAAGUAAUUAAACUAAAAAUUAAUGUAAAUUACAUAAUUCUCCUAUCCAUAAUUUAUCACUUGAAACUAAACAAGGAAUACUUAAACAUAUAAGAAGUUAUAAUUAAAUUAAGAAAGGAAAGGCCAAUACUCCUUCCACUAUUGAUUCGAUGAAAUAAUCUAAAAGAGAAGAUAAGGUUGGUCCUUAAUAAUUUCAAGUCUUAGGUUUAUUAGGUAAAGGUAGUUUCGGAUAAGUAUAUCUUGUUUAAAAGAACAAAAAAUUAUAUGCAAUGAAGGUACUACAUAAGAAUAUGAUCUUAAGUAAUAAAUUAUAAUUUUAUAUUUUAAAGAAUAAAACAUUUGUAGAUAUGCAAUUACUGAAAGAAAUGUAUUAUCUGUAACAUCUCAUCCAUUUAUUGUGAAAUUAAGGUAUGCUUUUUAAACAGAAGAUAAAUUAUUUAUGAUUUUGGAUUAUUGUCCUGGAGGAGAUCUUGGGAUGCUUCUUUGUAAAAUUAAAAGAUUUCCUGAAGAACUUGUAAAAUUAUAUACUUGUGAAAUAAUUUUGGCAUUAGAAGAUCUUCAUAAAAGAGAUAUAAUAUUUCGUGAUUUAAAACCAGACAAUAUCUUACUUGAUGCAGAUGGACAUGUUUUAUUAACAGACUUUGGAUUGUCUAAAGAAGGAAUACCAUAAUCAAAUAAAGGAGCAUAAUCAUUUUGUGGUUCUGUGGCUUAUUUAGCUCCAGAAAUGCUAAAAAGAUAGGGUCAUGGAAAAGCUGUUGAUUGGUAUUUAUUGGGAGUUGUAAUGUAUGAACUGUUAGUAGGAUUACCUCCUUAUUAUGAUAAUGAUAGAGAUACAUUAUUCUAUAAUAUUGAAAAUGCAAGUCUUAAAAUUCCUUAACACAUUUCAAUUGAAUGUCGAACUCUUUUAAAAUCAGUAAAACUAUAUUGCUAAUUAUAUAGUUACUAGAGAGAAAUCCAACUAGACGUUUAGGAUCAGGAUCAGGAGAUUCAUUAGAAAUAAAAGCUCAUCCCUAUUUUGCAGAUGUUGAUUGGGAACUAGUUCUAAAUAGAGAACUUUCAUUGCCUAAACCUGAUUAUAGUUUGAAGAUUAAAGCAAUUGGAGAAUAGAAUGUUUUUGAUUUGUAAAGCUUUGUGGAAUUUGAGUAAUCUCAUGUGAAUGGAUGGUCUUAUGUUUAAACAGAAUGA